CGGGAGAAGACGCGCGCGUCGAGAGCGUGAGCCCGCCUGUGAGUCGGAGACCAGCAGCGCGGUUCGUUGACUGUGUUCCGAGCCGUCUCCCGCGGCCCGAGGCCGUCCGUAGCCGCCUGCCCGCCCGCCGGCCGCAGAGCCGCGCCUGCGCAGCGUCCCCGGCCCGAGCAGGCGGCGCCGGCGGCCAUGGCGCACCGCUGCCUGCGGCUUUGGGGCCGGGGAGGCUGCUGGCCCCGCGGCCUGCCCCCACUGCUCGUGCCUGGCGGCCGCAUGGGCCCCACCGACCGCUCCUGCCUUCGGACGCUUUAUCGAUAUGCUACAACUCAGGCAACAACCAGCAGAAAUUCUCUUCUGACAGAUGUAAUUGCUGCUUAUCAAAGAUUCUGUUCUCGACCUCCAAAAGGAUUUGAAAAAUACUUUCCUAAUGGAAAAAAUGGGAAAAAAGCUAGUGAACCUAAAGAAGUUACCGGAGAAAAAAAAGACUCAAAGCCAGCUGCUACCCCACGCCCUUCUGGAGGAGGAGUUGGUGGCGGUGGAAAACGAGGUGGCAAGAAAGAUGAUUCUCACUGGUGGUCCAGAUUCCAGAAGGGUGACUUUCCAUGGGAUGACAAGGAAUUCAGGAUGUACUUUCUCUGGACUGCUCUGUUUUGGGGUGGAGUCAUGUUUUACUUCCUGUUCAGGAGCUCCGGGAGAGAAAUCACAUGGAAGGACUUUGUCAAUAACUAUCUUUCCAAAGGAGUAGUAGACAGACUGGAAGUCGUCAACAAGCGUUUUGUUCGAGUGACUUUUACACCAGGAAAAACUCCCGUUGAUGGGCAAUACGUCUGGUUUAAUAUUGGCAGUGUGGACACCUUUGAGCGGAAUCUGGAAACCUUACAGCAGGAAUUGGGCAUAGAAGGGGAGAAUCGGGUUCCUGUUGUCUACAUUGCUGAAAGUGAUGGCUCGUUUCUCCUGAGCAUGUUGCCCACGGUGCUCAUCAUCGCUUUCUUACUCUACACCAUCCGGAGAGGGCCUGCCGGGAUUGGUCGGACAGGCCGGGGGAUGGGUGGACUCUUCAGUGUUGGAGAAACCACUGCCAAAGUCUUGAAGGAUGAGAUAGAUGUGAAGUUCAAAGAUGUGGCUGGCUGUGAGGAGGCCAAACUAGAGAUAAUGGAAUUUGUGAAUUUCUUGAAAAACCCAAAGCAAUAUCAAGAUCUAGGAGCAAAAAUCCCAAAGGGUGCCAUUCUCACUGGUCCUCCAGGCACUGGGAAGACACUGCUGGCUAAGGCCACAGCUGGAGAAGCCAACGUCCCUUUCAUCACCGUUAGUGGAUCUGAGUUUUUGGAGAUGUUUGUUGGUGUGGGUCCAGCUAGAGUCCGAGACUUAUUUGCCCUUGCUCGCAAGAACGCCCCCUGCAUUCUCUUCAUUGACGAAAUAGAUGCCGUGGGAAGGAAAAGAGGAAGAGGCAACUUCGGGGGACAGAGUGAGCAGGAGAAUACACUCAAUCAGCUGCUUGUGGAAAUGGAUGGUUUUAACACAACAACAAACGUCGUCAUUUUGGCAGGCACCAAUCGACCAGAUAUUCUAGAUCCAGCACUGAUGCGGCCAGGGCGCUUUGAUAGGCAAAUCUUUAUUGGACCACCUGACAUAAAAGGAAGAGCCUCUAUUUUCAAAGUUCAUCUCAGACCACUAAAACUGGACAGUGCCCUGGAAAAGGAGAAACUGGCAAGAAAACUUGCAUCCUUGACUCCAGGGUUUUCAGGAGCUGAUGUUGCUAAUGUCUGUAAUGAAGCGGCCCUCAUUGCUGCGAGACACCUUUCAGAUUCCAUAAAUCAGAAACACUUCGAACAAGCUAUUGAGCGAGUGAUUGGUGGCUUAGAGAAAAAAACCCAGGUUCUGCAUCCCGAGGAGAAAAAGACUGUGGCUUACCAUGAAGCAGGUCAUGCAGUUGCCGGGUGGUAUCUGGAACAUGCAGACCCACUUUUAAAGGUCUCCAUCAUCCCGCGGGGCAAAGGACUAGGUUAUGCUCAGUAUUUACCCAAAGAACAAUACCUGUACACCAAAGAGCAGCUCUUGGAUAGGAUGUGCAUGACCCUGGGUGGCCGGGUGUCGGAAGAAAUCUUCUUCGGGAGGAUUACAACCGGCGCUCAAGACGACUUGAGGAAAGUAACUCAGAGUGCCUAUGCUCAAAUUGUUCAGUUUGGCAUGAAUGAAAAGGUUGGGCAAAUCUCCUUUGAUCUCCCACGUCAGGGUGAUAUGGUUUUAGAGAAGCCUUACAGCGAAGCCACCGCAAGACUGAUAGAUGACGAAGUACGAAUACUUAUUAAUGAUGCUUAUAAAAGGACAGUGGCUCUCCUCACAGAGAAGAAAGCUGAUGUGGAGAAGCAAGGAGUCCUUAAAGAGUGUUGAAAUGAAGAAGUUCAUCAUUUGCGGGAGUGUGGCAGCCCAGGGAGUGGCAGAGACUGGCUCAGGGGCUGGUGCCGGUCGCUCAGUCGGACACAGUGCUGGGGCCAGCACUGGAAGUAGGGCAAAGGCAGAUCUGAAACAAACUGAGAUUUAUUGGUUAAAUGCACAGAGUGAACGAGAAGAAAGCCCUUGAGAUGAUGACUCCUGGUGGCAAACACAGAGGGUGGGGAUCAGUCUUGAACCCAGGAGAACACAAGCAGUGGGCAUUUGCGAAUGAAAUGUGGACAGCAAGUCCAGCCUGGAGAUAGGAUCUGUUGGUGGUCCCCCCAUAGCCAGAUGUAGAAAAGAAGGACCUGAGCCAUGGAGGACUGUGGAGGAGCUCACUCGAGACCCCUAGCUGCAGAGGACAGUGUGCAUUCAUGGAUUCAAGAGGAAGCUUCCACGUGCACACCAUAGAUGCCAAACAGGUCCAGGGAGUUGGACCCAGUUAUCUAGCCUUCUGAACGUACAGUGCAUAUAGUGACAGUGGUAACAAAGACGUGUGUGGGAAAGGGAAAUGGAUUCAGCGGAGUGAGGAUCUGGAAACACUGCGGAGUCCUGAAGUACUGUUUGGCCCAUUUGAGAAAAUUAAAUCUGUAAAGAGUAAUGUUGAGCCCGCCAGGAGAUGGGGAGCCAUCAAGAGGAGAGGUGGCUGGAGACUCUCCUGCUAGGACUAGUGUCCUCCAAAUUCAGGGCCUCAAUUGACUCCUCUGCUGGACAGGAUAAUACAUCAGGGCUAAGCUUUAGGAGAAUAAGAGUAACCAGCUAGCAUCCACCUAUCAUCCACCCGGUGUACCGGGUACCGCUUAAGAUGCAUGAACUUCUCUAAAGCUCCCUGCAGCCUUAGGAGGUGGAAACACUAUCAUCCCAUUUUACAAAAGAAGAAACUAGUACAGGGAGAGGUUAAGUAACUUUGCUUAAGGUCAUACAGUUGGUAAGCAGCAAGACCAGGAUUUGGACCCCGUGUCCUGUCUGCAGAGCCCUUCCCGUUAACCUCCGACCAAGCCUGUGCUGUUGAAUGUGGUUAGUCCCAAGUGAAGUGUGCUCUGAGCACGCUGGGUUUUAAAGGCUUGCUAUGAAAAAAGGAAGGUAAAAUAUCUCAGUAAUUGUUUAUAUCAUUACAUGUUAGAACGAUACUGUGUUUGGGGGCACCUGGGUGGUUCAGUCAGUUGAGUGUCCAACUCUUAAUUUCAGCUCAGGUCAUGAUCGCAGGGUCAUGAGAUCAGGCCCCACAUUGAGCUCUGCACUCAGGCUCAGUCUGCUUGAGAUUCUCUCUCUCCUCUCUCUCUCUCUGCCCCCCUCCCCCGCCUUCUCACUCUCUAAAAUAAAUAAAUCUUUGUGAAAAAUGAUACUGCAUUUGAUAUAUUGGGUUAAAUAAAACGUAUUAUUGCAAUGUAAAUGGUUACGCAUAAUGUGUAAAUAGACAAAUUGAGAGUUAAUGGUGGUCUAAGAAGACAACCUGGUUAUGUUUUUAAGAGUUUUUAUCUCUUAGAAAUAGAGACAAAAAUAUAUAUGGAUAAAAUAUGACAGCUGGGAUUUUCUUCAGGGUAAUCUAGGGAGUAGAUGAGACAAAAAUGGCUCUCAGUUGAGGACUGUCAGUAGUGGCUGCAUGGGGAUUCGUUAUCCAUUUUCUGCUUUUGUGCAUAUUUGCAGUAUUCCAUAAACUGAUAAAACAAUAAAAUUGAUUCAUUUUUUGGUAUCUUUAAAAACAGGGUAUCUAGUAUAAAAGUGCAGCUAAGUCAAAUUUCUAAGUAGGGAGUUACCUUAGAAACUAAAUCUAUUUUAUGAGAUCAGUUGAUAUUUUAACCUGCUUUGCUGUCUUUGUAAUGGUCAGAUGCUCUAAUAGCCAUUGUCCUGCUCCACCCUGACACCCUCACUCACCUCCAUACACAUAGUUGGUCAGCUUUCCCAGUGUCCUGUUAAGAUGUGUACUGUCAAAUUUGUGGUUCAAGCAUAGAAAUGACUAGAACUUCAAGAUACAUGUUUUCGUAUAAACCUUCCUGGUAUCUCUGUCCUUGUCUUUAUUUUUUCAACUAACUUUUUAAAAAUUUCUUGCUUACCUCUUUCUCCCCUUUCCCCCAGCUUGCCCUCCCAGCCACUUUUCUAAGUUUGUAAUGUAUCCUUCCAGAACUUCUUUAUGUACAUGUAAGCACAUAAAAAGAUUUAUAUUCCUCUCCUUUUAAAGGCAAAUGUAGCAUACCAUAAAGGGUGUGCAUCUUGCUUUUCUCACUGAAUAUGUUUCUCCAAGAUGUAUAUAUAACAGAUUCUUCAUUACAGGUGCAUAAUUGUUCAUUGUGUGAAUGUAUCCAAAUGUAUUUAGCCCCUCCCUUACUGGUGGACAUUUGUUUUUUCCAAUAUUUUGUUUAUUUUACUCUAAAAUCCUGGGAUCUUAUCUAUAUCUUUUCAGUGGUCUUAAAU
Mirounga angustirostris (Northern elephant seal) is the source of this 4842-nucleotide messenger RNA. It is a transcript of the gene AFG3L2, whose product is annotated as AFG3 like matrix AAA peptidase subunit 2. Gene Ontology annotation, cellular component: membrane; m-AAA complex. Gene Ontology annotation, biological process: mitochondrial protein processing. NCBI's taxonomy places the organism in Eukaryota, Metazoa, Chordata, Mammalia, Carnivora, Phocidae. Bases 187 to 2388 code for a protein of 733 amino acids. The record is from RefSeq and is a predicted model, not a curated record. Gene Ontology annotation, molecular function: ATP-dependent peptidase activity; ATP hydrolysis activity; metalloendopeptidase activity. The transcript has 17 exons.